Pecten maximus is the source of this 4934-nucleotide messenger RNA. Its product is annotated as sugar transporter SWEET1-like. The transcript has 7 exons. Gene Ontology annotation, cellular component: membrane. Bases 104 to 754 code for a protein of 216 amino acids. Gene Ontology annotation, biological process: carbohydrate transport. Gene Ontology annotation, molecular function: sugar transmembrane transporter activity. NCBI's taxonomy places the organism in Eukaryota, Metazoa, Mollusca, Bivalvia, Pectinida, Pectinidae. The record is from RefSeq and is a predicted model, not a curated record.
UACACUGGUAGUAUGGAGGCUGUCGACGCGGCAGAUUAGUUUCUGUUUGUCGUUCCUAACUUAUUCUAACCAAUUUACACCUAAAUUAUUGAUCUGAUGUUCAAUGGAGUUCACAGAAGUGGUUGGCUGGAUGGCCUUCACCACCUCUGUAAUUGUCCAGUUAGUUGGAAUUGAGGUUUGCAUGAGAAUCAUCAAGAAAGGAUCAACCGGAGAUAUAUCACCCAUACCAUUUCUUACUUACUUCAUUGUAGCUUGUCUGUGGGCCAAAUAUGGCAUCAUCCAAAACAUCACCCAAGUACUCGUUGUCAACUCAUUCGCCUCACUCCUCCAGUUCCUAUAUCUUGUCAUAUACUAUACAUUUACUGUUAGAAAGUCCCAGUUCGUGAAGUUAUUUUUCUUGAGUAGUUUGAUCCUGUUCAUGCCUCUCAUCUAUGUCAAGUAUUACCAGGAGGAUGAGGCCCUGGCCACCGCUCACUUCGGAUCAUUUUGCGUCCUCAUGUCCAUAGUAGCAUAUGGAGCCCCCCUCGCCUCACUGAAGGAUGUCGUGAGAACAAGGAGCACUGAGUGUAUGUCAUUUCCUGUGGUGUUCGCUAACUUUGUGGUAGCUAUAGAAUGGUUUGUGUACGGCAUCACAAUCAAAGACAUUAAUGUACAGUGUUCCAAUUUCCUUGGUGCAGUUUUAUGUUUCGUACAACUAGGACUAUUUCUUAAGUAUCCUUCAAAACAGAAACAGACGACAACCAGCAUUUUGUGAUCCUGACCCUUUCGUAAAAAUUAAAAUGUCUCCGUGAAACUCAUCCUUGGCACAGGACAUCGGGUACAGAAUGGUUUCCUGUCAGCAUUUUACAUUGGCAUUACUAAAUUGUAAAUGGAAAAUUAAAUUUCUUGUUUGAGCCAUUUGCCUGAGCUUGAACAUAGAAUCUGUAUGUGUUAGAAGUAUACAGUAUGUGUUUUGUGGUUUUCAAAAUGGAAUAUUAACUAGGUAUUACUGUAUUUAACCUAAUAAGAACACAAUGCACUUUCAAAAAUACAAAAGGGUGUGCUGCAUAAAACCAUAUACAGUUUCCAUGUUAAAAGCUGGGUGGAUUUUUUUUUUUUUUUUUUUCCACAUUUACGUACAUUUUGAUGUAGCAAAUAAAGCAAUCCAGACUCCUUUGUUAUAAUACUGAAUAUUAAGAAAUCAGUGAGGUAAGGAACUCUUUAUACUGGUAUGUUUUAAUUAGGGCACCAAUCCUCUAUUCUUGAAAAAUGUGGAGGUGUGCUUAUAGGGGUAGGUCACUGAUCAGGUAAAAUACAUGCUGUAAUGGAUAAAACUGGAUAUUUUGGUAUCCAAUUUUUUUGUGGUGUAUUUCAAUUUGGAAAGUUUUUGUAAAACUUUAAUUUCGGUCAUAGUCAUUUUCUUGGUGAAAAUACUUUGUGAGAAGUUAACUGGGUUAAAAUUUAGUUGCUAUAGUUAAAAAAAUAAAACUUGGUUGAACUUUGGUUGCUAUGGUUAAAACUGGGUUGAAGUUUGAUUGCUAUGGUUAAAACUGUGUUGAACUUUGGUUGCUAUUGUUAAAACUGGGUUGAACUUUGGUUGCUAUUGUUAAAACGGGGUUGAACUUUGGUUGCUAUUGUUAAAACUGGGUUGAACUUUGGUUGCUAUUGUUAAAACUGGGUUGAACUUUGGUUGCUAUUGUUAAAACUGGAUUGAACUUUGCUUGCUAUGGUUAAAACAGGUCUUUCUAUACUAACGUUGAAGUACCUUGCAAAAAGUGAUUUAGUCUAAUUUCUAUGGUUUAGGUCUUUGGUUGCUAUGGUGAUAAUACAAUAUACUUGUUGCAGAACUAACUUGGUCUCAUGUUGUUUGCUGUGAUAUUUGUUGAUGUUUUACAUGAUCUUGUUUUUAAGCUGUUUUUUUUUAAAUCUUAAUUAAACGUAGCCCAAGAGUCACAAUUGCCUUCAAAAUGAGGAAGUUAUUUAUUCUAAUAAAUAUAGUGCCAAAUAGAAUAAGAUAGAAAAGUCCUCAAAACAUAAUCUCCGUUAAGGUAUAAAUGAAGACAGUUGUGGCAUUGAGGUUGGACAAGGGUGAAUUCAUUUACCUGUGUUUACCGUUCUUUUUCUGCUUCUUUGAUGUUCAGCAAUGCUCUGAUUGAUGAACUUAACUGUGUUCUAUAUUUUGUUCAGACAUGACUUUAAUUUGUUGCACCUUGAUAUAUUACCGGUUUCUUGUUGAAUGUUGAAAUGACAUUUUGUCAAAGUUUAUUAUUGUCUACUAAUCAGAUUCAUAAACUUGAUAUCCUAGUCUUGAUAUAAUGAUACACACGAUUUUACAAACAUGUAAAUACUGUUGAGGUUUAGGUACAGAUACUUACAAACACAUCAAAUUGUUUGUGUGAGAAUGCCAUUUCAGCAGAAAGAUUAUGUAUGAAAUGUAACAGAAGCAAAAUAUAUUUUUUAAUCAAACACCACAUACUUGCCAAGAUUUUUUCUGAUUUCUGUUCUUGAGUUUCAGAAUUUUGUUUCAUUUUUUUUGCCAAAAAAGCAUCUAGCUUGCUUGCACACCUUAAACUAUAGUAUGAACAUUAUACAGUGUAUUUUGUUUUAAAUAGCGGUCAGUAUAAGACAUGGAAUUAUUCUGAAUGUUGAAAAAACAAAAUUAGAUGAUUUGUAAUCUAUGUUAUUUUUCAGUGGUAUAACUGGUACAUUGUUACAGCCAGUUACAAUAUUAAUUCAUUAGUCCCCUACGGGUGAAAUCAGGGGAAAAGGACUAAUAACAUUAAUUCAUUAGUCCCCUACAGGUGAAAUCAGGGGAAAGGGACUAAUAACAUUAAUUCAUUAGUCCCCUACAGGUGAAAUCAGGGGAAGGGAACUAGGGGUUUCCUCUCCGCCCGUCUUGUACGCAUGUAAUGCUAAAGUUUGUCAGCGUUCUAUUGGCUUCAUUCCUUAAGGAUUUUCAUCAAGCUGCAAACAAUGAUAAAGGACCAUAAUAUCUUGGGCAAAGUUUCACGGUUUCUGGGGUCAAGGUCAAGGUCACUUGAUAUUUUUAGAGGGAUCGAUAGGAGACAUGCAUUGCUUUAACAGUACCUAAUAUGCUUAUUUGUUGUGCUAGUACUGUAAAUUUGUUCAACUGCAACUACAAAAACUGAAAAAGUGAAAACGUGACUAUUUGGCUCUGGUAGGGCAUUUUCUCCAUGUUUGCUUGGAAUGCAUGUAACAAUAAAAUCCUAUGCUUUCAGAUGAACUGCAUGAAUGGACGGUGCUAAGUUAAAUGUGCAAUAGUUUUAUGAUUAAACUCUAUAUUUCAGAGGGUUGUACAAGCCUUUUGGAUCUUUUGUCCUGAUAUGAAGUUACAUGAAUUAACUUUACACAAAAGUUAGAAAUCAUUGUACAUGUAUGUAUAUAUGCUUCAUAUCCACAAAGUUAAUCAGUUUUCAAAAAGAUUUGUAAAGUAGUUAUUAUAAUUUAGGUUUAAACCAGCUAGUUCUCAAUAAACACGAGUUACGAAUAAGUGGAAAAUUAUUUGGUUAUUAAAUGAUAAGUUUUUAGAUUCAAAAUUGAAUAUAUUUUUAACUUUAAAAAAAUUAGUUGAUCAUGCCUGGAAAAAUCGUACUAAAUUGUAUAUAAACCUAUUCAAGCUUCCAGCUGCCUGGAAUGAUACUUUGUAAUUAGAGAAUGCUUGUUUUUGUGGAUGUAGAGUCUUGGGAAAAUUGUGUAGGAUAAUAAUCAUGUAUGUAUUUUUAUACUGUUUGGGAUUUGUGUAAUAUAAACAAUGUUUUAAAGUUUGGAUGAUUGUCGUGUUUCACAUGUAUGUACAGUAAUAUAUCGCACAAUGUAUAAAUAUAUCACACAAUGUAUAGACUAAAUUUAAGUUGAAACUACGGAGAAAAUGGGUUGGAUUUGUCUUUCUUGAAGAAUGUACUGAAACUAUUUUAGACUUACUUUAAACAUUAACAGUACCUGUUAAAAAACAGAUAUUUUAAUUAUAAUUUGACGUAACAUUGGUUGUUUUCCAUAAACAAUGAAUUUCCUGAAAUUCUGCAAAUAUAAUUUCUGUGCGUAAGUUUACUAAAUUCUAUCACAAAGUUUUGUUAAAAUCUUUGUUACAUGAUUUUAUGGUACAUGUUUUCAUUUCUUUCAUACAUUUUUAUUAUAGUCUUUUAGUGGGGUUGACAAAUGGUUGUAUUAACCUCUUAAGAGAGAUAAUAACCUCAAAAGUUUUCUUGUUUUGAAGUUGGUUGAUUAUGAAAUAGUUAAUAUAGAUUAUUAUUUUAUAUACAAUAGUAUGUGAAAUUUGGAUUGAAUUUGUUCAGCAUGUUCUGUAGAAAUGAAAUGUUUUUCCUCUAAAAUUGAGUUAACAGUUUAUAAUUCUUUACUAUAUUUUUCAGACUAAAUAAGACUAUCACCUUGUAAGAAAUCAACAGUAUUGUUAGAAACAUUUCCGAAUUGAAUUACCUCAUAUUGUUAAAUGCCUCUUUGUUGAAGUUUACUGAGAGGUGUAUGGAUAUUUUUGGAUUAUUUUUCCUUGCCAAGUUACAAAUUUGCUUUAAAAGCAGCUGAAUGCUGAUAUUGUUAUCUAAUUAUUUUCCAGCAUACCAGAAGAUCCGACACAAAUAAACUGAUAUUUACAACAAAACAUGACAACUUUUUUCAUUAUACUCAUACUUCUUGGACCAAAUAUCAAGGGGGAGGGGGAGGGAUCCCGAGUAUCUGGAGAAAAUCCAUCUAUUCAGGGCAAUUUCACGACCAUUAUAUACUUGAAGUCCAUGUAAUGCCCCAGACACCUUUAUAAAUUAUAGUUGUAACAUUUAUAUUGGAAUUAAAUAAGGAAGGUAGAGCCAACGUCAGUUCAGGUAGGUGGGUCCUUCAGCGGGGUGCUUCACUUGAACUUGGAUACACAAGGUAUGCAGAGCGAUUAACAGAGUAUAUAAAUAUAAAGAGGGGGGAGGUUAACC